Messenger RNA from Culex quinquefasciatus (southern house mosquito), 1806 nucleotides. RefSeq names its product transcription factor grauzone. The record is from RefSeq and is a predicted model, not a curated record. Gene Ontology annotation, cellular component: nucleus. NCBI's taxonomy places the organism in Eukaryota, Metazoa, Arthropoda, Insecta, Diptera, Culicidae. Gene Ontology annotation, molecular function: zinc ion binding; DNA-binding transcription factor activity.
CAAAACGCGAAAUAAACAUCACAAAAAAUCAAAACAAACAGAAUAAAAUUCGCAAAUUUGUAAAGUUAAUUUUAAAUUUUGCAGUGCAAAUGGUGCAAAUUGUAUGAAAAACAGUGUUCAUUAGGUUGAUAAACAGUCCCUCUUGCCGCACCAACAAUGGAAAAGGUCGCCAACAGUUGCCGCCUGUGUCUGCAGCCGGAUGUAAACAACCCAUCCGGAUUGACCGACUUUGCAACCAACUCCGUAGACAGCGCUCCCUUGAGUGAUAAACUCAGCAGUGUUUUUAGUUUUACGUUGGAAAAAAUAGACGUCCUGCCCAAGUUAGUUUGCGGAACCUGCUGCACCAUGGUCGGUGACUUUCACGAUUUCUCCGAGCGGGUCCAGCACAAUCAGGAAUACUUGCGAAUGCUCGUGGACCAGCAGGAGCAAGUCAAGCAGGAAGCAAUGGACGGAGACUGGGACGGCGAGGAGGUUGGUCGAGGAACGGAGGUUGCCCCGGAAAUCGUAAAGAUCGAGCCGGAACUGCUGCCAGAGGGUGACUCCGAUGGGGACAACAGUGAGGGUGAAAACAGGUUGGACGAAUCGUCGGAAUCGGACUCGGAUUUCAGCGAGGGAGAUGACGAUUGGACGCCGCAAGUUACGGAGAGUAGAGAGGAAGAACCGGUGGUGAGGACAAAACGAAAGUACACGAGGCGAGCGCCGUUGAAGCCGAAAAAGGAGAAAAAGAAACCCGGACACGACCCCUCGAAAGAUUACCGCAACAAGCCGAAAGAGGAGAUUGAAGAAGAGGACCGACUGAUCUUGGAGUAUUUCAAGUUUGCUUGCGAACUUUGUCACGAUCCCGCCGAUACGUUUAUCGAGCUACGGAGGCACUUUCGAGAGAUACACAAUCAAAAGGGCUUUCAUCGGUGCUGCAACAAGAAACUGUUCAAGCGGUGCCAUCUGCUGGAGCACAUCCAAGUACAUCUCAAUCCGAACCUUUACGGUUGCGAUCUCUGUUCGAAGAGCUUCUCGACAAAGGAGUACAAAGAACUUCACUGGAUGCAAACGCACGCAACAGUCGACCGCCCCUUCAAGUGUGACAAAUGCCCGAAAAGUUUCAUCCAAAAAGGCCAGCUGACAUCGCACAUGGGUCGUCACCAACUGUAUCCGUGCACGCUGUGCGACAAAGUUCUCGCCGGAAAGGUCCUCAGCGCUCACAUGGUCAACAUGCACUCCGACGAAGGCCGAAUGAUCUGCGACACGUGCGGUCGCGAGUUCAAAACCAAGACCUGCUUCGACAAACACACAAAGCGACACAUGGGCGUCGUCGAAGACACCAGCAUAGAGUGCACCGAGUGCCACGAAAUCCUCCACAACAAAGCGACCCUCAAGAAGCACAUGAUCGCCAAACACACGCAAACAAACGAGCAGCACAUUUGCAACCAGUGCGGCAAGCAAGCGCCCAACAAGUUCGCCCUCGAAUCCCACAAGCGGAAGGUGCACUGCGAGGAAAAGUACUGCUGUGAAUUUUGCGAAAAGCGCUUCAAAAAUCCGACGACCCUCAAGGAACACCGCGCCACCCACACCGGCGAGAUCCUGUACCAGUGCUUGUACUGCACGACGACGUUCAACUCGAAGGCGAACUUUUACACGCACAUCAAGAAGAUCCACCCGGCCGAGUGGGAGCAGGAAAAGAUGGCCAAGAAAACGCAGCGCAAGCUGCAGCGGCAGCAGCCGGGACCGUAGCCGGGCGACGUUGGCAAGGUAUUGGGCAGUGAAUGAAGUGAACCAAUAAAAUGAGAUUGAUAAUAUUGUACUAAUCGA